Molecule: messenger RNA, 893 nt
Organism: Asterias rubens (European starfish)
Lineage: Eukaryota; Metazoa; Echinodermata; Asteroidea; Forcipulatida; Asteriidae
Product: ras-related and estrogen-regulated growth inhibitor-like
Exons: 4
Coding region: 1-762 (253 amino acids)
Molecular function (GO): GTP binding; GTPase activity
Source: RefSeq, a predicted model, not a curated record
AUGGGUCGGACAGAAAAACAAACACAAAAAGAGGUCCGGCUCAAUCUCCAAAGUGCUGUUAUUGAUUGUGAAAUGUCCGCUGCCACGACCAAGCUUGAGCUCGAGUCCAACUUGAUCGUUAACUUGAAAUUGGUUGAUAAUUCCAGCACGCGUCUCGCCAAGUCCCAAACGACCUACGAAACGGGGUCACCCUCUCUGGUGGUGAGAUAUCUAACGCACCGUUUCAUCGGAGAUUACGACCAGAAUUUAGAAUCCAUGUACACACAGUCUGCAAAGAUCGAUGACCAGCUUAUUAACAUCAACCUGGUCGAUACUGCGGGAGAAUUCGAUUGCGAAAGUGCUACGCGACAGGAGCUGAUUCGCUCUUCGGACGGUCUAGUUCUCGUCUUCUCAUUGGUCGACCGGGAAAGUUUCAACUACCUUCAGAACAUCAAAAGUAUUCUGGUCAAAACACCCGGACGCGACGCAGAGAAAAUACCCGCCAUUAUUGUGGCGAACAAAUCCGAUUUGUGCCAUCUCCGCACCGUCGCGUCAACAGAGGGCGCUGAGCUCGCCAAGGAACUCGGCUGUCCGUAUUAUGAACUGUCCGCGAGUGAGGGCUAUAUAGACAUAGGGGAUGCACUCCACGAUUUAUGCAGGGAAAUCUAUCGAGCUGAGAAGCGAGCCAAAGUGAAGAAGAUAUCGGCGAGGCUACAGCUGCGACAGACCAUCAAGAAUUUCACAGACCGCCAUAUUUACAGAUCAAGAACAAACACAUUGUAACAUCGGUACAUACUUGUAGUGUUUGUUUUAGUUUAAGGAGGUACACAUCUAUUCGUUAAUGGGAGACUUUGGAACGCUAGGUGGCAGCAGACUUACCAGGUAAAUUUCCAUUGUUUACGUUGUUCUGAGCA